GCCCUCCCCAGGGUCCUGCGCCCAGGAGCCUCGCCGCCGCCCCAGCCCCAGCCCCAGCCCCACCUCCUCCUCCCCGCUCUCCGAAGCGCAACACACGAGCGGCGCCUUUAACACCCUUCCCCGACCAUCCCCGCGGGCCCGGGGCUGCUGCACUGGCCUUCCCGCUCGCUUUAAGUGUGGACGUCUGUGUAAGUGUGAGACCAUCAUGGUGGCAUUUAAAGGCGUCUGGACUCAGCCUUUCUGGAAAGCUGUUUCAGCAGAAUUUUUGGCCAUGCUAAUUUUUGUCCUCCUCAGCCUUGGCUCUACAAUCAACUGGGGUGGAUCUGAAAAGCCUCUGCCUGUAGACAUGGUCCUUAUCGCUCUCUGCUUUGGACUGAGCAUUGCAACCAUGGUGCAGUGCUUUGGACACAUCAGUGGUGGCCAUAUUAACCCUGCUGUGACUGUUGCUAUGGUCUGCACGAGGAAGAUCAGCCUUGCCAAGUCUGUCUUCUAUAUUGUUGCCCAAUGCCUGGGUGCAAUAGUGGGGGCAGGAAUUCUUUACCUUGUCACACCCCCAAGUUUGGUGGGAGGCUUGGGAGUUACUACGGUACAUGGAGAUCUUUCCGCUGGCCAUGGACUCCUGGUGGAGUUGAUAAUUACAUUCCAGCUGGUUUUUACUAUUUUUGCCAGCUGUGAUUCAAAACGAAACGAUGUCACUGGUUCAGUGGCUUUAGCAAUUGGAUUUUCUGUUGCAAUUGGACAUUUAUUUGCUAUCAACUACACUGGUGCCAGUAUGAACCCUGCUCGAUCAUUUGGACCUGCAGUUAUCAUGGGGAAAUGGGAAAACCACUGGGUCUAUUGGGUUGGACCAAUAAUAGGAGCAGUCCUUGCAGGUGCCCUUUAUGAGUAUGUAUAUUGCCCAGAUACUGAGUUCAAGCGACAUUUUAAAGAUGUCUUCGGUAAGGCCUCCCAUCAGUCUAAAGGGAAAUACGUGGAGGUGGAUGAUAGCAGGAGCCAGAUAGAGACUGACGACUUGAUCCUGAAGCCUGGCAUGGUUCAUGUGAUUGACAUUGAGAGUGAAGACAAGAAGGGGAGUGAUCCAACCAAUGAGGUGCUAUCUUCUGUAUGACUAGCAAGGAGCACUGAAAGCAGAGAACGGCCUACUAGAAUGUUCACAGAUAUCUUUCCACCCAUUAAAGAGACAGAUCUACUGUAAACCAGACACCUGCAAUAUCUGAAACUGUAUGGAGAUGACAGCAGCUAUGUAGUUCUUCACCAAGCUAUACACCUGCUCAGUUUGAUUAGAAAUUUACUGUAUUUAAGACUCCCCAUAGAUUAUUCCAAAUUCAGAAUUGUCCUUUUUUAGGAGAGAACAUCCGCAAAGUCAAUUUGAAAGAGCUGAUAGCAUUUCCUUUUUAAUAAGGCCAUCAAUAGCAAGAUGGAAUUAGAGAUGUUUAACAUUCAGAUUGACAGUUAAGACUUAUCUGCAAAUGCCUAUAGCACACAGACGUAUUUAUCAGAUUAUUCUUCUGACACUUAAUUGGCUGUUGUCAACCCUGAUUAGAAUGUCUUAUCCGUUAAGUGUUCUUUGUAAGGUUCAGUGACAAUAAUGCCAAAGUACAGCAUGAAAGAGAUUUUUCCAAAUUUAGGGUAGUAUUUUUUGUUCUUAUAUAUCCUAUCAUUAUUUCUUUACAAAUUCUGAAAAACUAUAUAUUUAUAGGCAAAAAUUGGUUUCUGUCAGUCAUCCUACUAAUUUUCAUCCAUUACAUAUCCAUGUUCUGGUGUAAAAAAUACUGCCUUCUUCCCGUUCCCCACAACUAAAAAUAAUGAAGCCAAAGGCUCUAAUCUAAUGCAAUAAUGCUGCAAAACCUUUAAAUGUAUUGUAUGCAGGUUAGUAUAGUUGUCCAUCUGGUGAAACAUUCUCUUGAGGUUCAGCUGACCAUUUAGUAUUAGCUGACUAUAGGUCAUACAGGGAACCUGAAGGUCCACAUGUUACUCAGUAACUCAAGCAAAAGUAAAUAAAUGUUCAGGUAUCAGAAGAAAGGAAGGCGUUAUCUGUUUUCAGUGCACUUAUUCAAACAAAUGUCACUGUGCUAAUUUAUAUAACUAAACAUUUAAAUUACUUACCCACUUCGCUUACAAUCUUAUUUUUAUUUAUUAGCAAAAUAAAGGUGGAUUUUUAAAAAACUUUUAACUAUAUUGAAGCACUGACUGGAACAUAUUUAUAAUAACAGGUUAUAUUGAUAUGACUGCUUUUGGUUUUGACAUUUUUUUGCAAACUGGUCUCUAGUUAGUUGAACAGCAUCAAUGAUUGUGGCACUGUUCAUAUAAUCUUAUUCUGUCAUGUCUGUGGCAAAGUUUUCUCUGUUAAUUAAAUUUGACAGUAAGAAAUGCAAGAAUGUGAUAAUUUUUAGAGAAACAGGGAAAGGGAUGCCCCAAUGAUAUUACAUGCAGAAAUGCUUAAGCAACCAAUCCUUCUUGUAUAGAAGUGUUUCAACAGAUUUAGCUAACCCAACAUAAAAUCUUUAUAGAUUCUUUUUAACUGGCUCAUGGCUUUGUUCCUAAUUAGUUGCUAUGGAGUUUGUUUGUUUUUGGGGGUUUUUUUGUGAUUUUUGCAAUAUGCCAUUACAGUGCUUGUUGGAAUACCAUUUUCUGUCACCCUAGUUGUAUAGGUUGUAUCUAAAACUUGAAAUAGGUUCAUGAUUAUUUAACUACAGUACAAAAACAAGGUUGUGGAUUGUAUGUAAUAGACUUGUCAGUCCUUUGAUUUACAAUAUGUGCAAGUGUGUAACUCAUUAAAAUGAGUAAGGGGUGUGUGUGUAUGUAUAUAUAGUACUGGGAUAACAGACCACUGCUAGGAUCAAAUCUCUGCAUCAUUGCAUAAGGGCAUGUCUAUAACCAACUUAUUUCAACCAGUAGUCUAGGCAU
Molecule: messenger RNA, 2907 nt
Organism: Dermochelys coriacea (leatherback sea turtle)
Lineage: Eukaryota; Metazoa; Chordata; Testudines; Dermochelyidae
Gene: AQP4
Product: aquaporin 4
Exons: 5
Coding region: 206-1108 (300 amino acids)
Biological process (GO): transmembrane transport
Cellular component (GO): basolateral plasma membrane; plasma membrane
Molecular function (GO): water channel activity
Source: RefSeq, a predicted model, not a curated record